UUCGCCUCUUCACGUGGGCGCCCCGUCGUCAUGGCGGCUGUCCGGAAGCCGGUGCUCCUCGGGCUUCGAGAUGCUGCAGUGCCCGGCCGCCCCACGGGGCCAGGCGCCUGGACCGCAAGCAAGCUGGGCGGCGUUCCGGACGCCCUACCCGCCGUGGCAGCGCCGAGGCCGGUGUGUGAACUUUGCAAGCAGCCACUUGCCCUGGUCGUGCAGGUGUACUGCCCGCUGGAAGGCUCCCCGUUUCAUCGGCUCCUGCACGUGUUCGCCUGCCCCCGCCCGGGGUGCGGUAGCGGCAGAGCGCGCAGCUGGAAGGUGUUCCGUUCCCAGUGCCUGCAGGUGCGAGAGAAAGAGACGCAGGACGCUCAGAAACAGGAAAAUGGCCUCACAGCUGAGGAUUGGUGUGAAGGCGCGGAUGACUGGGGAAGUGACAGUGAGGAGCCUCCACCACAGCUUGCCUCCGAUUUUGGAAAUGAUUCCAAGAGUGCCAAAGACAGAGACUGGACUGCCCGGCUCCAGGACCUGCACCUGCAGGAUACUGUCGCAGGUGCUGCUGCUCCUGUGCCUGCUGGGGAAGGAGGGAUGGCCUUGCCUUCUGUGGUGCCUCAGUUCCUGCCCUACUACCUCUGUGUUGUCGAUGAGGAUGACUGCACGGACUUUGUCAGUCUCGAUCAUGCUCAGAGCCUUCUGAGGGAGUAUCAACAGAGAGAGGGACUUGAUAUGGAACAGCUGCUUUCCCAAAGUCUUUCUAGUGAUGGUGAUGAAAAAUAUGAGAAGACCAUAAUUAAAAGUGGAGACAAGAUGUUUUACAAAUUCAUGAAGAGAAUUGCUGCUUGUCAGGAGCAAAUUUUGAGAUAUUCCUGGAGUGGAGAACCACUUUUUUUGACCUGCCCUACAUCGGAAGUCACUGAGCUCCCAGCCUGCAGUCACUGUGGAGUCCGAAGGAUAUUUGAGUUUCAGCUUAUGCCAGCACUGGUCAGCAUGCUCGAAAGUGCCAAUUUAGGUCUUUCUGUGGAGUUUGGAACCAUUCUAAUUUACACAUGUGAGAAGAGUUGCUGGCCUCAAAAUCAUCAGACUCCCAUAGAAGAAUUUUGUAUUAUCCAAGAGGACCCAGAUGAAUUAUUAUUUAAAUAGUGCCUUUCCUUUUAUUUAUAUAAAUUAAAGCAAAUUUUAAUGUUUAAGUUGUGUUUUUACCUC
This is a messenger RNA of Hippopotamus amphibius kiboko, 1194 nucleotides long. RefSeq names its product programmed cell death 2 like (gene PDCD2L). NCBI's taxonomy places the organism in Eukaryota, Metazoa, Chordata, Mammalia, Artiodactyla, Hippopotamidae. The record is from RefSeq and is a predicted model, not a curated record. The coding region runs from base 31 to 1131 and encodes 366 amino acids. Gene Ontology annotation, cellular component: cytoplasm. The transcript is spliced from 7 exons.